Molecule: messenger RNA, 429 nt
Organism: Eriocheir sinensis (Chinese mitten crab)
Lineage: Eukaryota; Metazoa; Arthropoda; Malacostraca; Decapoda; Varunidae
Product: merozoite surface protein CMZ-8-like
Exons: 3
Coding region: 1-429 (142 amino acids)
Source: RefSeq, a predicted model, not a curated record
AUGAGAGGCCCGUCACUCUUUGAAGAGAGCUUUGAUGUAUGGAGUCGAUCUCCUGUCGUUAAUAGCAUCACCAUCAACAUCGUUAUCGCCUUUACCAUUAUCACUUUCAUCGUCAGCAGCAGCCUUCACCAGCCUGACUCACCACCCUCACAGCCUGACUCACCACCCUCAAAGCUUGACUCACCACUCUCACAGCCUGACUCACCACCCUCACAGCCUGACUCACCACCCCGACAGCCCGACUCACCACUUUCACAGCCUGACUCACCACCCUCACAGCCUGACUCACCUGACUCACCACCCUCAAAGCCUGACUCACCAUCCUCACAGCCUGACUCACCACCUUCACAGCCUAACUCACCACCCUCAAAGCCCCCCUCAUUACCAAGGCCAAUUACCGGCCACCAACAAGACUCAAGGGUCAAUUAG